AUGAUUUGCGAACUCGCCAUUUCCAUCGGUCUGCUCUGUGUUGGUGUCCACGCCCAACAGGCUCAAAAUUGCGUGUAUCAGUCAUUAAAGUGCGGCUCAGUCUUGCUAGCUACUCCCUACAGAUAUACUGCUGCUCAGCUCCAGGCAGCUGUGAAUGACACAGCCUCCAUCCCGCCACUCGGCACAGCCGAGCUGUCCAGGACUCUUUACCACUGCACUGAUAUCUUGGGAACAAUCACCGGAAACUCCUACUGCUUCGCUGGUUGUGACACCAAGCCAGGUCUCCGCAAUGACCAAUGCAUCUUGUAG
Molecule: messenger RNA, 309 nt
Organism: Penicillium chermesinum
Lineage: Eukaryota; Fungi; Ascomycota; Eurotiomycetes; Eurotiales; Aspergillaceae
Exons: 2
Coding region: 1-309 (102 amino acids)
Source: RefSeq, a predicted model, not a curated record